AUGUCAGCUUGGAGACGAUUUCAAGAGAAAGAGCCAUCGAAUGCACAGCUUGCAUGGAAUAGCUUACCGAAUGAUAAUACUCCAGAUGAUAAGAAAUUUUUAGGUUUAACUCAACAUAAAAUAAAAAAUCCUCAGACUCGAGAACAAUUUAAUCAGUGGCGUACUAAAUGGAUUGAAUUAUAUAAAAACGAUCCCAUGAUGCGCAGUUCCAUUAUUAAUAGACAAUAUGAAGAAUAUUAUAUUCCAUAUAAUUGGAUAGAUUCUAAAAAGAGUCAAUUGUGGACUAGAUUCCAAAAGCGACUUUUAGAAAUAGAAGCGUAA
Entrophospora sp. SA101 is the source of this 321-nucleotide messenger RNA. NCBI's taxonomy places the organism in Eukaryota, Fungi, Glomeromycota, Glomeromycetes, Entrophosporales, Entrophosporaceae. The record is from the annotation of a GenBank genome assembly.